AUGUCCCUCUCCAUCCGGGCAUCUUCGGGGCCUCGCCAGUUCUCCUCCCGGAGCGGAUACGGAGGAGGUUCCCUUAGGCUGUCUAGCAGCAGCAGUGCAGGGAGCUUUGGAGGGGGGUUUGGCGGCGGGUCUCUGCUCAACUUUGGUAGCGGCGGUGGAUAUGGAGGAGGAGGAGGAGGAUAUGGAGGAGGCAGUGGGUUUGGUGGAGGCCUGGGUAGUGGAUAUGGUGGAGGGUUCGGUGGUGGAUAUGGUGGAGGGUUAGGAGGGGGCUACGGUGGAGGGUUAGGAGCUGGCUUUGGAGGUGGCUAUGGGGCUGGAGGAGGAGGAGGAGGAGGAGAAAGCAGCCUUCUAUCAGGUACUGAAAAGGAAACCAUGCAGAACCUGAACGACCGCCUGGCUGCCUACCUGGACAGGGUGCGUUCGCUGGAAGAAGCCAACACUGAACUGGAACGCAGGAUCCGCGAAUGGUAUGAGAAAAAUGGCCCUGGGGCUGGUGGCCCAGGGACCGGCAGAGAUUACAGUAGAUACUACCCUGUGAUUGAAGAUCUCAGGAACAAGAUCAUCAACGCGACGAUCGAAAAUGCCCGGAUUGUUCUUCAAAUUGACAAUGCAAGGCUGGCAGCUGAUGAUUUCAGGCUGAAAUUCGAGAACGAAGUGGCACUUCGCCAGAGUGUUGAGGCCGACAUUAACGGCCUCCGCAGAGUCCUAGAUGAGCUGACUUUGACCAGGGCUGACUUGGAGAUGCAGAUAGAGAAUCUGAACGAGGAGCUGGCAUACCUCAAGAAGAACCAUGAGGAAGAGCUCCAAGGACUCCAGGGCAGUGCUGGGGGGCAAGUCAGUGUGGAGAUGGAUGCUGCUCCAGGGAUUGACUUGACCAAACUCCUGAAUGACAUGAGAGCUCAGUAUGAGGCAGUCGCUGAACAGCACCGGAAAGAAGCUGAAGCCUGGUUCAACGAAAAGAGCGGAGAGCUGAAGAGAGAGAUCUCUUCAAACACCGAGCAGCUCCAGUCGGGAAAGAGCGAAAUCACGGACCUGAGACGUACGUUGCAAAGCCUGGAGAUCGAGCUGCAGUCGCAACUCGCUAUGAAAAAAUCUCUUGAAGACACCCUAGGAGAGACCGAAGCAGGCUACUGUGCCCAGCUGGCACAAAUGCAGCUUCAAAUUGGAAACCUGGAAUCCCAGCUUUUCCAGGUCCGAGCAGACAUGGAGCGGCAAAAUGUGGAAUAUCAGCAUCUCCUGGAUAUCAAGACCCGUCUCGAGAUGGAGAUUGAGACUUACCGCCGACUGCUAGAUGGCGAAAUUGGUCAGCUCACUCCUGUAGCACCCACAAGCAUGCCUUGCCUCUUGGACUCAUUUACUGACUCUUCCGGAGCAAAUCCAAACAAAACCAGGAAGAUCAAAACCAUCGUCGAAGAGGUAGUGGAUGGCAAAGUGGUUUCAUCCCAAGUUAAGGAAGUUGAAGAGAAGAUAUAAGCGAAAAGCUUCGAUUCGUUCUGCAAACGUGCGCAAU
Zootoca vivipara (common lizard) is the source of this 1510-nucleotide messenger RNA. NCBI's taxonomy places the organism in Eukaryota, Metazoa, Chordata, Lepidosauria, Squamata, Lacertidae. The record is from RefSeq and is a predicted model, not a curated record.